AUGGCCGAUCCUUGGCAGGAGUGCAUGGAUUAUGCAGUAACCCUAGCAAGACAAGCUGGAGAGGUGGUUUGUGAAGCUCUGAAAAAUGAAAUGAAUGUUAUGAUUAAAAGUUCCCCAGCUGAUUUGGUCACUGCUACUGAUCAAAAAGUGGAAAAAAUGCUUAUUUCUUCCAUAAAGAAAAAGUAUCCAUCACACAGUUUCAUUGGUGAAGAAUCGGUAGCAGCGGGGGAAAAAAGUAUCCUAACAGACAACCCCACGUGGAUCAUCGACCCUAUUGACGGGACAACUAACUUUGUACAUAGGUUUCCUUUUGUAGCUGUUUCCAUUGGCUUCGUUGUAGAUAAGAAGAUGGAAUUUGGAGUUGUAUACAGCUGUGUGGAGGAUAAGAUGUAUACCGGCAGGAAAGGAAAAGGUGCCUUUUGCAACGGUCAAAAGCUUCAGGUCUCUAAACAGGAAGAUAUUACCAAAUCACUCUUGGUAACAGAGUUGGGCUCCUCCAGAACACCAGAGACGAUAAAAAUUGUUCUUUCUAAUAUGGAAAAGCUUCUUUGCAUUCCCAUUCAUGGGAUUCGAGGUGUUGGAACUGCAGCUGUCAAUAUGUGCUUGGUGGCAACUGGGGCCGCCGAUGCCUAUUACGAGAUGGGGAUUCACUGCUGGGACAUGGCAGGUGCUGGCAUUAUUGUUACCGAGGCUGGUGGAGUUCUGUUGGAUGUAACAGGUGGACCAUUUGAUUUGAUGUCACGAAGAAUAAUUGCUGCAAAUAGUAAAGCAAUAGCUGAAAGAAUAGCCAAAGAAAUUCAGAUAAUACCUUUGCAAAGAGAUGAUGAUUAAUUAGAACAACGUCACUUCCUCACUGUUGCUUUGUCCCAGAUUUUCUCUGACACACUGAUGGGUUUAUACAAUCUAGACAUCCGUUUCAGAUGUAUAAUGUGAUUGCUAUAAAGUAGCAUAAUUUAUCAGAUAUAAAGGUUGCAGCUUCUGCAUUGUAUUGAGAGUAGUUAUAUAAGAAUAGGUGAAAUGUUUCUUUGUUUUAAAAAUGUUGUGUAAGAGUUGCAUCUAAUAAUGAUCAUCUCCAGGCCUGGAGCAAUAGUCCAGCAGAGAAGCUGCUUGCCUUGCAUGUAGGCGACCCAUAUGGUGUCCUGAAGCACCCUGAGCAUUGCCUGUUAAAAUCACACACACAC
Molecule: messenger RNA, 1181 nt
Organism: Suncus etruscus (white-toothed pygmy shrew)
Lineage: Eukaryota; Metazoa; Chordata; Mammalia; Eulipotyphla; Soricidae
Gene: IMPA1
Product: inositol monophosphatase 1
Exons: 8
Coding region: 1-831 (276 amino acids)
Biological process (GO): inositol metabolic process; signal transduction; phosphatidylinositol phosphate biosynthetic process
Molecular function (GO): inositol monophosphate 1-phosphatase activity
Source: RefSeq, a predicted model, not a curated record